AUGUUGGAAGGCAGCAUUAUCGAGGCUUUCAAAGAGAGCGUGGAGCGCUCCGAUCCUCAACAUGCUGAUAAUCGCAACGAUGUCACUCAGGGCAUCCAUGGCCAUCUACAUCACUUUGCGGCUGGCCAUCACGUCUGGUUGAACAAAUUCGUGCCUCAGUUGCAAUCUCUUGCAGCCAAGUAUCACGUCGGCAACUACGUUGCAAUUAGAGGCACCAAUCAACGAAUUUUUGAAAGCAUGCCGAUCUAUGCACGUUUGGGCAUGCAUAUCUUAUUUUAUGGGAGGGAGCAGGUCAAGCUCUUGGAAGGAAACAAGCGCAUCGAGGCACUUCUGAUGGAGCAGAGCAAGCGUGAGGGGCAGAUCUACGACUCGCCCGGGUCCAGGAGUCACAUCCCAUCAUUCAUACAGACCUACAACAUUGACACAAACGAGCUGCUAUAUCCGCCCGACAGCCCAGCAUACAAGAAUUUCAAUGACUUCUUCUAUCGGAAACUCAAGCCUGGAGCCCGCCCUGUGCAGAACCCUGAUCACGAAUUCUGCAGUGCCGCGGACUGCCGGCUUGUCGUAUACCCUGCGAUACACGAUGCGCAGACUUUUUGGAUCAAGGGGGACGAGUUCACAGUUCCUGCCCUCCUAGGAUUAGACAAAUCUGAUCCGCUCUGCCGGGCGCUGGAAGGCGGCUCUCUCGCAUCAUUUCGCCUUGCACCAUCAGACUAUCACCGCUUCCACUCACUUGCGGAUGUCACUGUCAUUGGUAAACCAAGGGAUAUUCCUGGACAGUAUUUCACAGUCAACCCGCAGGCAGUCAACGAGAAAAAUCUUGAUGUACUGUCUGCCAACAAGAGAUCGGUUCUCAUUCUAAACCAUGACGCGACGAAUAAGAAGAUCGCAUUCGUUGCAGUCGGCGCCUUGCUCGUUGGAAGCAUCCAGUGGACCGUUUCGGCGGGCUCCAAGGUUCGGCGUGGAGAAGAACUUGGGUACUUCGCAUACGGAGGUAGCACUGUCGUUGCUAUCCUCGAGCCGGGGAUGGUCGAAUGGGAUUCCGAUCUUGUGGCCAACUCUUCGCCCCGGACGCCGGGUAAACUUGGAACCGAGACUCUGAUGAAAGUUGGCUGGUCGAUUGGGAAGGCACCAAGGAAGUAA
Messenger RNA from Suillus fuscotomentosus, 1143 nucleotides. Its product is annotated as phosphatidylserine decarboxylase-domain-containing protein. The transcript is spliced from 3 exons. The record is from RefSeq and is a predicted model, not a curated record. Bases 1 to 1143 code for a protein of 380 amino acids. Gene Ontology annotation, biological process: phospholipid biosynthetic process. Gene Ontology annotation, molecular function: phosphatidylserine decarboxylase activity. NCBI's taxonomy places the organism in Eukaryota, Fungi, Basidiomycota, Agaricomycetes, Boletales, Suillaceae.